AUGGCAGCCGCCCUCUUGGCCAUGGAAGACUUUAAUACUCGGAACAAUCGCAUUGUCAAGGAAAUGGAAUCGCUGACACAAAAUUGUACCGUUCAAUUUGACCUCAGUCAAAGCAUGUUUGUGGAUACCAGCGCCUUGGCACAUUCGGGGUACACUAUGGUCAUGGAUCAAGUCAAACGAGGGGAAGCCUUUCCCUGUGCCUUUGCGGGACCCUACUUUGACCUUCCCGCACAAAGCAUUGCGUCCAUGGCCGCCGCCUUAACGAUACCUCACAAUCCCCAUCGUGGCUACAACUACAGAUUAAGUGAUUCCAUGUACAGCCCCUUCACCAGCAUGGUCUUUCCAGACAUGGCCAUCAUGGCCCAUGCUUUGGGCAAGUAUCUACUUCAUGUGGAACGAAACAAUUACGUUGCCAUUCUGCACACACAAAUGACGGAUGUGGGGGUACAGCGGGCCGAAGCGCUGGGGAUAGGCUUGGAAACCUCGGGCAAAGUAGAGGUUUGGGAAGCAUUCUCCAUGGCGACGCCUAAAUGGUACAUGAGACCACCCAAUCGGGAACCACUUGAUGUGCUGAGACGAAUCUACGAACGGGGAUUUCGAACGAUUGUGGUGACAAUGGAAUACUUCUAUCUGGAAUUACCCGCUAUUGCCGAUGCCGCGGAGGCACUGGGCAUGAACGACGGGGAGUACGUGUGGGUUUUCACUGCAACCUUUGAAAUGGAGGCCAUUUACCAUCUACAGCAAAUGUCAUCCGAAGAGUUGAAGAAACUAGGAUUGGAUUCCUUUGCCAAUGUCACCAAGCUUCUAGCAGGUUCGGCCCUGAUACAACCUGUGGAACCGCACCAGUAUCGUGGACAAGAUUCGGAUCCUUUUUGGCAUCACUGGCACAACCAAAACAUAUCCUUUGUGGAACGCCUCAAUGAACUCUAUGUCAACAAUACGCAUCACUACGACGACAACAUGAUGGAUAAACCCGCCGAAGAAGAUUUCUUUCAUACCCACAGACCUCAGACUGGAACCGCAUAUUUAGGCUUUCGGAAUACACGCUACGCCGAGACUACCACCUUGGGAGUCUUCAACUUGUAUCCUCCUGGACAAGAUGACCCAGGUAACAACAACCACGACAUGGCUAGUCGAAGCUUUGCCGAAGCGUUCGUGUUGACCGAGACAAUCCAGGCGAUAACAGGGCCUGGGGGACAAGAAAAGAUUUACGGCCAACGAAAGAAUGCAACGUGGACGCAAGUGGGACCAGAGUUCGUCUUUGCCAGUGGCAAAACUACACCUCCGCUUUUGCUCGGGGAUCUGCCCGAACAAAACUACCUAUCCAAAAGCUUGCACACCACGGGCCUUACUCUCAUGUCUAUUGCCUUGGUAGCAUGCGGGGGGUCGAUUGUAUGGAUCUUUUGCCAUUGGAACAGUCGCAUAGUGAAAGCAUCCCAACCGCACUUUCUUUGCUUGGUCUUGUUUGGUUGUAUGGUUGCCUCCUUUGCCAUCUUUGUCAUUUCUUGGGAUGAAAGCUACGGUUGGACCGUGGAGCAGCUGGACAAGGCAUGUAUGGCAAUCCCUUGGCUGUUCGCGAUGGGAUUUAUCAUCACUUACGGAGCUUUGUUCACAAAGCUUUGGAGGAUACACAAAGUCUUGCA
This is a messenger RNA of Seminavis robusta, 1643 nucleotides long. NCBI's taxonomy places the organism in Eukaryota, Bacillariophyta, Bacillariophyceae, Naviculales, Naviculaceae. The record is from the annotation of a GenBank genome assembly.